GCAGCAGCAGCAGCAGAGGCCGCGCGAGUUUGUUGCUGGCUGGUCGGGCUCGGCUAGGAGGCGCCCAGCCCAGGCGAGACGAGCCCGCCUCCCCGCAGCACGCCCGCCCGCCCGCCAACUCUGCAGACGCAGCAGCCGCCCGCCUUGGGGUCUGAGUCAGCUUGUCUUGACCCCUUCAGACCACCAUGCCCGGCGAGAGUGAGCACAAAGACAAGAAAAUUCCUUCUGAGGAUGAGAACUCUGCUGACUUUGCUAUUCGAACCCGCAAGAGAAAAGCCGAUGUUGCAACUUUUUUGCUGGAUCCAGAUGAAGAAAUUGUGAAGAUAGAAAUGACCAAGAAGAAACAGAAUGAAAGCCAGCCGCCUUCAAAUUACGAAGCACAAAUGCGUCCCCAUAUGCUGAUCCCCACACCAGACAAGGAAGAUGAGCUGGGAGGUCCAGAUUUCUCUUUCGUACACCAAAGCCUUCCGUCAGCUAGAGCUUCACCAUUGCCGAUGCUGGGCUGGGCAAAUAAGGACGACUUAUGGAAAAACAUGUUAAACAAAGAACAAACCUAUGUGAGGGAUAAGCUGUAUAUGCAAAGGCACCCAGUCUUGCAACCUAAAAUGCGGGUAAUUCUCCUAGACUGGCUAAUGGAGGUUUGUGAGGUCUACAAGCUUCACAGAGAAACGUUUUAUUUAGCACAAGAUUUCUUCGAUCGGUUCAUGGCGACACAGCAUAACAUUGUGAAGACACUGCUUCAACUUAUAGGGAUCUCAUCGUUAUUCAUAGCUGCAAAGCUUGAGGAAAUCUAUCCUCCAAAGUUGCGUCAGUUUGCAUAUGUUACAGAUGGAGCUUGCAGAGAAGAAGAAAUUCUUAGUAUGGAACUCAUCAUCAUGAAGGCACUCAACUGGAACCUGAGUCCCCUCACAGUGGUGUCCUGGCUCAACAUAUACAUGCAGGUCGCAUACCUCAAUGAGAUCUACGAGGCACUGCUACCCCAGUAUCCCCAACAAAUCUUUGUGCAAAUAGCAGAGCUUUUGGAUCUUUGCGUGAUGGAUGUCGGCUGUUUAGAGUAUACGUACGGUGUUCUAGCUGCUUCUGCUGUCUAUCACUUCUCCUCUUGUGAGUUGAUGCAGAGAGUUUCAGGUUAUGAGUUGCGUGACAUAGAGGACUGUGUGCGGUGGAUGGUUCCCUUUGCGAUGGCUAUUGGCGAGGAGGGGACCUCGACUCUCAGGCCCUUCCCGGGCAUCCCUUCAGAAGAUUUGCACAAUAUACAAACGCACAUAAGCACCUUUGACUUGCUGGACAAAGCUGAAUUGAAAAAGGCCAUGUUGGCUGAGAAAAACAGGAGUUCUCCUUUGCCCUUGGGAGUCCUCACCCCACCACAGAGCAGCAAGAAAUUGCCGCUUCCAUCCAAGCAGCCUCUGACUGUGUCAGCCGCCCGCACUUAAGAGGGCUUGGCUGAAGGUGCCUCUUGGCUGAUUCUGUGUUCUUCUUCAUUGUGAAAUGCUGCCAGUGACUUGAAAGUCUUAAGACUUGUGAAUGACAAAAUUUUAAGCUUUUUAUAUAUAUAUAUAUACUGUGGAAGAAACUUGCAUUAUGAAAACUAUUUUUAUUGAACACUUGGGUUUCUAAAGGAAUGGAUUGAGUACACCAGCCGCCCCAAAUAACAGGCAUUUUGGCCUGGAUUGCUGCUAAGGAGGGUGAUACUUGAUGUGACCACGGGGGAGAGCGGGGAGCUAGUUGGGUCUAGCUGCGGAAGGCGAGCCUCUCUUCAGGUCUAGUUUACAGCUUGAAACUUAAACACUUUGCUCUUAUAUGUACUUGAUUUUUAAAUAAAGAUGAUGCCAACUGGG
This is a messenger RNA of Hemicordylus capensis (graceful crag lizard), 1838 nucleotides long. It is a transcript of the gene CCNE1, whose product is annotated as cyclin E1. The coding region runs from base 186 to 1433 and encodes 415 amino acids. Gene Ontology annotation, biological process: regulation of cyclin-dependent protein serine/threonine kinase activity; G1/S transition of mitotic cell cycle. Gene Ontology annotation, molecular function: cyclin-dependent protein serine/threonine kinase regulator activity. The transcript is spliced from 12 exons. NCBI's taxonomy places the organism in Eukaryota, Metazoa, Chordata, Lepidosauria, Squamata, Cordylidae. The record is from RefSeq and is a predicted model, not a curated record. Gene Ontology annotation, cellular component: nucleus; cyclin E1-CDK2 complex; cytoplasm.